AACCUGCGAUACGCUCUUUCUUAUUCACAUUCUGACAAAGUGUUUUGUGCCAUUUUUCUUCAAAGUCUUCAAGAAAGAAGGGAACCCAUGGAGAAGAAUGUUCAAUUUCGUCUCUCUGACACUAAUCUGAUAAUGCAAUUGUUGAAAUUUUUGGCUGGAAAAUGCUUACCAACUGAAGGAUUGAUUGGCUUUGUAGAUAUUUACAGCAAAGAGCCAUGGCAGUUAAUUGGAGACAUUAGUUCCAAGAAAACCCAUUACUUCCUCUCCCAAUUGAAGAAGAAGAAACCCACUGAUGCUCGAUUCAAAAGAACUACUGGUAAUGGGAGUUGGACACAGCAGAAUAAAGGCAAGAAAAUUCUUGAUGAAGAUGGAAGUCUGAUUAUUGGGUAUAAAAGAAGCUUGAGUUACAAGCACAAGAAAGACUCCUCUUUGAAUGGCCGCUGGUUGAUGAUGGAGUAUUUCUUGGCUGACUCUCUUCUUCAGGAGUUGAAAUCUAACGAAGCAAAAGAGUUUGUAAUAUGUGCGAUUAUGAAGAACCCCAGAUCGGAAAUCAGAGGAAACACUGAUGCUACUAUUGUAGAGUAUAAGAGGUUCAUUGAUCGUGUCUUGCAAGAAGGGGUUCAUCUCCAAACCUCAGAACCCUCACAACAGAGUAUUAUGAUUUUGUCUAAGAACAGUCCUAUGAUGUCGGAGAGCACUUCCUCUGAUGUUUUAUCUAUGGGACAAUUAGAACAAAAUAAUGGAAUGCUGGUUCAGACUGAUUCUGAUGAAUUCUUUGGAAUACUGAACGUUCAAAAUCAAGAAUGCUAUUAUCAGGAAGGUGAUGAGGAGGAAUUUGAUUGGGAUUCUUUUUUGGAUUUUGAUGAUCAUGGUUUUGUGCAGAAUGACUUGGUUUACUAAUUCUGGAAAGUUGAACCUUAAUGAUGUUUUUGAAAAGGGAAUUUUUGAUUUUGGAGUUUC
Messenger RNA from Nicotiana tabacum (common tobacco), 960 nucleotides. RefSeq names its product NAC domain-containing protein 83-like. The record is from RefSeq and is a predicted model, not a curated record. NCBI's taxonomy places the organism in Eukaryota, Viridiplantae, Streptophyta, Magnoliopsida, Solanales, Solanaceae. Gene Ontology annotation, molecular function: DNA binding. Gene Ontology annotation, biological process: regulation of DNA-templated transcription.